AGCUCCUGCAUCCAAUUUAGCAAUCAAAUGUCCUCAACUUCGAAAUUCAAACGACAGCUGCUAUAUGCGUUGGCUUUAUUUCUUCUCCCGACAGCAGUGGCCGGCGUCAACCGUCGCUCAACUUUCACGGGAUUCGUCCUGGCAUACCUUGUCUAUCUGUUCGACGGAGCGGAGUACGAGCCAUGGAGCAGGUUUUGGCCUGCAUUCUACCAGCUUGUGGGAUGGCUCCAUGCGCGGAACUUGAAGAGCUUUGCCUCCAAUGUGGAGACUGUAUUUGUGGACAAGCGAGCUCUAGUCCGGCACCCGAAAGUCAUUUACUCUUUGCAUCCUCAUGGCGUGAUGUCUAUGUGCCAUCCUCAAGCAUUCUAUAGCAUUCCGCACGACACAUGCAAGUUAGCCGCGUCAAUUUGCUUCAAGGUUCCUCUCAUGAGAGAGACGUACCUCUGGUGUGGCAUGAUCGAUGCGGGUCGCCCUACUUGCAUGACAGCUCUGGAGCAAGGAUACAGUCUCACCAUUGUUGUUGGAGGAACUCGAGAGCAACUAAUUCCUUAUUCUCCCACUCAUGACACAAUUUUAUGCAAGAACAGAAAGGGCUUCAUCAAGCUGGCUCGAGAUGCUGGUCGGAUACCCAUUGUUCCCUGCUACUCUUUCGGGGAGUCCAUCGCCUACGAAACGAGCGAUUUUCUCCUGUCAUUCCGUCGUUGGCUGCAACGCCGAUUCGGGGUUGGCUGGGCUGUAGCGAAAACGUGGAACCCGAGACGACUCAAGGACUUCGUUCUCGUUGUAGGAUCCCCUAUCACAUGGGAAGAGCAAGAUACUGUUGAAACCAUUCACGCCAAAUAUGUUGCUGCGGUGAGAGAUUUGUUUUACGAGCAUCGCGCUAACUAUGCCGAGUAUACCAACCGCGAGCUUCUCAUCGAAUGA
Messenger RNA from Perkinsus marinus ATCC 50983, 924 nucleotides. RefSeq names its product diacylglycerol o-acyltransferase, putative. NCBI's taxonomy places the organism in Eukaryota, Perkinsozoa, Perkinsida, Perkinsidae. The transcript is spliced from 4 exons. Gene Ontology annotation, biological process: triglyceride biosynthetic process. Gene Ontology annotation, cellular component: endoplasmic reticulum membrane. Gene Ontology annotation, molecular function: diacylglycerol O-acyltransferase activity. The coding region runs from base 28 to 924 and encodes 298 amino acids. The record is from RefSeq and is a predicted model, not a curated record.